AUGAACGGUUACAGGCCAACCUCCAGCGGACUGGCUUCUCAGAAUGGCGCUGCCAGUCCUACACCGCGGGCCAUGCCGCAUAUCAAUGAUCUCAAGGCCCGCGCCGAGGACAGGCUGCGAAGCGCCCCGCUGACAGUUGAUCGCAUGCUCGAAAUGGCCGAGCAGUCCACCAUGCAAAUAGACUCCCUUCUUGACUUUCGUCGCCCGGACCUGGCAUACCUCGAGUACAUCGUCGCCUCCGAGCUCGUCUUCAACCGCAUUCCCACUUCGCGCGAUGCCCCGCUGGUGCGAGAAGAUAGAGGUACGAGAUACCAGAGGCACAAAGGUCUUGUGAAGUAUUUGUCGGAUAGAGCAGACCGCUUGGCGAACAUCAAGGAGAUCAUAAUCAACGACAACAAGCGGAGCGGAGUUCAGCCUGCUAGCCAUACCAAUGGAUCCGCCGAAACGCAUGCGCGCCAUGCCAGCGUCCCUUCUACGUCCAAUCCCCCCGAACCGAGCGCAAUCCCGAACCCCCGAUUCUCCAUGCGCGACGAGCUUUUCCUUGAAACCGGCACAAGCACCUCUGGCUAUUCUCCUCGGGGCUCUAUCGACACCGGCUCAGAAGGCCUCUCAGGGCGUUCCACGCCCCUCAGCUCUGUCGAGUCUCCUCGGACUCCUAGGAGUUUGAUCGGCGCCGAAAAGCUCUUUGAUUACUUGAAACCUUACAAUGUGUUGGUCAUUGACGUUCGGAAUAGAGAAGACUACGACGACGGCCAUAUUUACGUUAAUUCCAUAAUGUGUAUCGAGCCCACAGCGCUAAGACCCAACAUGUCUGCCGAUCAACUUCAAGAAGCUCUCGUUCUUUCUCCGGAUAUCGAGCAGGAGAUGUUCGACCGCCGGAACGAAUUCGAUCUGGUUGUCUAUUACGAUCAAUCAACACCAUCCGCGGAUUUUCUCACCAAGUCCCCCCGAACGCCGCAGGAAUCCGUACUGAAGUACCUUUACGAUGCGCUUUACGAGUUCAAUGCGGACAAGCCCCUUCAGCGGCCACCAAUUCUGUUGAUGGGUGGUCUUGAUGCAUGCUGCAAUUGGUCCACAGUCGAUGACAUCGGCUGGACCGAGACUACCAGCACAAGCACCUCCAUCCCGACCACCCUCACGCCCACCUCCGACACAGCCCGAAUAUCCUGGGACAGCCAUGCCAUCGAUACCUUCAAGACCGCCGCCUGCGGCGGCUCGCGUCAACUACAGCGAACUGGCCUGAUCAACUUUGGAGUCACAUGCUACAUGAACGCCACCAUUCAAUGCUUGAAUGCGACGCUUCCUUUGACAAGAAUCUACAGGGAUGGCAGCUUUGUGAAGUACAUACAGAAGUCGAACUGGCGUGGCUCAGGAGGCAUCAUGUCUGAAAACUACGCCACCCUUAUCCAGAACUUGUGGGUGGAGGGCGGCGGACCCUGCCGCCCGAAAACGUUGAGGGAACUAUGCGCUCGCAUGAACCGCGAGUGGGGCCUUGACCGUCAGCAAGAUGCCAAAGAAUUCUUCGACUUCCUGGUCGACAUUCUCCACGAGGACAUGAACGUCAAUUGGUCGCAUCCACCAGCACAAGCAUUGACCGACAAAGAGGAAGCCCGACGGGAGAGCCUACCCAAAUCCUACGUGGCACGCAUCGAAUGGAUGCGCUGGUCCAUGCGCGAGCGGUCGAUCAUCAGCGAGCUCUUCGGCGGCCAGCACAUGUCGCGCCUGCGCUGCACUACCUGCGGCUUCACAUCGACCACCUUCGAGACCUUCUACAGCAUCAGCGUCGAGAUCCCGCGCGACCGCCCCGCCGACAUCCGCGACUGCCUGCGCUCCUACUGCUCCGAAGAACGCCUCGCCGGCGACGAGGUGUGGCGCUGCCCGCGCUGCAAGAAAGAGCGCGAGGCCAGCAAGAAGAUCACCAUCACCCGCGCGCCCCACUACCUCGUCAUCCACUUCAAGCGCUUCUCGGCCUCCCACACCGAGCGCGCCCGCAAGGUCCGCACGCCCAUCGAGUUCCCCCUCAACAACCUCGACCUCGCCCCCUUCAUGCUGCCGCCCAUCACGCCCGACGAGGAGACGGGCCUGCUCCAGCAGCGGCCCUCGGACGGCGCCGAGCAGCUCCGCGCCAUCAAGUCGGACGAGCGCAUGAUGCCGCCGUACAAGUACAACGCGUACGCCGUCAUGCGCCACCUCGGCGCGACGCUGACGAGCGGCCAUUACGUGGCGAUGCUGAAGGAUGCCGCGAGGGGCUGCUGGUGGCAGUUCAACGACCACCGUGUCACCGAGUUCCAGCCUGAGGCGCUGAGGGGCGAUGAGAGGUUGCAGAAUGAGCAGGCUUACAUCGUGUUUUAUGAACGGGAGAGGUUGUUUGGGCGGUGA
Molecule: messenger RNA, 2379 nt
Organism: Lasiodiplodia theobromae
Lineage: Eukaryota; Fungi; Ascomycota; Dothideomycetes; Botryosphaeriales; Botryosphaeriaceae
Product: Ubiquitin c-terminal
Exons: 8
Coding region: 1-2379 (792 amino acids)
Biological process (GO): protein deubiquitination
Cellular component (GO): cytoplasm
Molecular function (GO): cysteine-type deubiquitinase activity
Source: RefSeq, a predicted model, not a curated record